Hyalella azteca is the source of this 1202-nucleotide messenger RNA. RefSeq lists its product as uncharacterized. Lineage: Eukaryota; Metazoa; Arthropoda; Malacostraca; Amphipoda; Hyalellidae. The record is from RefSeq and is a predicted model, not a curated record. The transcript is spliced from 3 exons. Bases 631 to 1104 code for a protein of 157 amino acids.
UGCUGGCAACGUAGAUAGUUGUUGAAAUAAUGUUGUUGUUGCAUCUAUAUUCCAUUUAAAAUUCGUUCCAAAGUUCAGCUCUGGUUAAUUUAAACCCAGAUAAUUCUUUGAAAAAAUAAUUAACAAUGUUCCAGAUAUUUCAAUGGUGUGUCUAGUGGUGUGAAAGUAAAGCUGAUGCGAUACCGGAAACAAUUAGGUAUGUGUGAGUUCGCUUAGUCAGAAAUCCGUUGACGGAUUUGAAAUCCGUUGACGUUGAAAUCCGCCUUCCUCUUGAUGGACGAAGCAUACCUGGUGAUGGAGGAAUUCCCUCUGGUGAUGGACUACACCUUCUUCGUGAUGGACGAAGCUCUCCUGAUGACGGACGAAGCCCUCCUGGUGAUCGCAAACGUCUUCCUAUUGAUGGAAUAAGCCCUUCUGAUGAUGGACAAAGUCCUCCUGAUGAUGAAUAAAGCCCUCCUGGUGAUGGGCACCACCUUUUUAAUCGCCAAAGCGGUAUUGAUGAUGGACAGGACCUACAAGAUGAUAGUCGAUACAUCCACGAGUCGAGAAGCCACCUUAAUGAAAAAUCUAGCUCUCCCAACAUGAAAAAAAAUUAGUUCUAUUGAAAUUAAGAGCAUUCUCAAAGAAUUAAUGAAGUCAAAUGUUCUUGCGGAAGAAAAUAACCUGCUUUUGAAAGAUCUGCGAAAACGAAAUCAGAUUUCAAAUUCAAAGCCUGCUUCACCCUCGCUUAUCCCAGCGCCAGCGGCUGCUAGCACUAUUGAGGAGCUUGACGAGCUACUCUCAUCCACGAACAUAACUCGGUACCUGGCUCAGUGUGAGGAACCUUCAGUUGGCUCUACAUUGAGACGAAUGCUCAAGAGUCUUCUGACGCGCGAACUUGCCAUGCAAAUGUCCUGUACUGGGUUGAACAGCAAGCGGCAAAAGACCAAGAUAGCAUUCAAGACUCAUGGCGCUUACACAAUGAUCUUGCGUGCGCUGAGCUUGACAUCACCGUCACACUGGUCAAUUCGUGGUAGACCACACGACCAUGAAUAUUCUGCGCAACGCUGGCGACUGGAAUGGCCACCGAGGGAAGAGACACGUCGACACUGCAUGACUACCUAACCCCAGUGCGCUCUGGCUUCUUUUCUGCUGAAGCUGGAGAUCUCUUGCAAAAGAGCAUGAAUCUUCUUAAUGAGUGACUGCCCUCUGAUUAAAUCUAA